Messenger RNA from Nerophis lumbriciformis (worm pipefish), 9075 nucleotides. RefSeq names its product coiled-coil domain containing 78 (gene ccdc78). The record is from RefSeq and is a predicted model, not a curated record. Lineage: Eukaryota; Metazoa; Chordata; Actinopteri; Syngnathiformes; Syngnathidae. Gene Ontology annotation, cellular component: cytoplasm.
UAUCAAACUCAUGACUAAGUAACUUGUAAAGAUGGACACAGAUACGUCUCCAAAUCAAGCUCAGGACAAAAUUAAAGUGGAAAAUCCAGAAGACAAAAAUGAGCGCCUCUCCAUUAAAGUGGAUUACUUGGAGAGCAGAGCUGCUCACCUGUCCACCUCCAACACAGAUCUGUCCAACAGGUUUGUCCAAAGUGAAGAGGAGAAGCUUAAGCUAUCAAAAGAGCUUGUGGAGGAGAAGCUUCAAGUGAACAAGAUGAGAGCUCAGUUUGAGGAGGAGACAUUGGAACUGAAAAACAAGAUAUUGAACCACAAAGAUGAGAUAACAGAACUCGAAACCGAGCGAGACAAAUUGAUCGCAAAGAUCCAAACAGCAGAGGGUCAUUCAAAAGUCAUCAGAGAAAGCAGCGAAGAGUGCGCCUCGCUCAAAAAGAACUACCUGGCUCUGGCUGAGGCCCACCACAAAGAGCUGGCCCAGAGCAAGGAGCUGAGCGCAGAGCUGCUGACUUUCGCCCAGGCCCAGGAUACCCUGCGCAGCCAGCUGGCCAGGCAGCACCAGAGGGCUGAGGAGACCACGCAAGGCCUUCAUGGGGAGCUGGACCGAGUCAGGGGCCUCAUCAGCCGCAUGUUGCAUAACCGAGUCAAGCCAGAAGAGCUUGCUGCUUUGAACAGGGAGCAAAAAAACAUGGAAAAAACACUUUUUGGAAACCAGAAUGAAAUUAAGGACAUGAUGGAGGACAUGAAGCGCAGCUAUGAAGAAGAGCAGAGGAAACUCAAGGAAAAGAUUGAGUCGAUUGGAAAAGAGCCGCAAAAACCAUCUGAGCAGAGUCUGACUUGUUUGUGCUGUCAGAGCCAGUUGAAGAAGGCUGAAGAGGACAACGCAAGGCUGCAGCUGCAAGUCAAAGAGCUUAAUGAGCAAUACCGUGCAAGACUUGUGUGUUAUUUAAGGGACAUAACUGAGUACAUCGAUGGCCUUGGAGGAAACAAAGUGCUAUCAGAGGGGAACAAGUUGAAGGUGUUUGUGGACAACAUGUUAAGGGACGUCCGCUCAUCCUACAGAGCUCGCGAGGAACAGCUCGCUAGCGCCGCUCGAGAUUACAAAAAGAAUCUUCAGAGGAUCACCAAGACCUAUCAUGUCCUAAUGAAAGCAUACAGGACUCAGAGAGAGCAGAUUUUGUCUAAACCAGACAACAGUCUGGACCCUGGACCCCCAGAAGCGUAUUUCAUCGUGGAGCCCACUGAGCUGAGAGAGGAAUCCGAGAAGGUUCUCCAGCAGCUUGAGCAAGACAAGUCUAAACUGGAGAGUCAGUGGCAGGUGGCUCGAAACCAGGUGGCAGUCCUUAAAACUCUUCCUGACUCUUCAAGCUGCCAGGAGAUGCCAAAACUAGAGAAGCUAUUCGAAGAAUCCUGGUUGGUCAUCAGGGAACAGCUGAAGGAGAUAACCGACUCCACGCUGGAGAGCUAUGAGAGAGAGCAGAAGCUUCUCAUCACCAAAGCAAACGUUGCUGAAGCGCAGGUGUCACAGCUGCAGGACUACAUUGACAACCAUCUGGACAGGUAUAAACAAGAGAUUGCACAUCUCAGUCUUCUGCAUGCGAAGGAGGAGGCAUCACGGACACACAGCACUCACUAAGUCACUUAUCACUAUUGUUAUCUCAUUAUUUCAUUCUGUAAAUGACACAAUUAAGAUACCCAUUCCACACUUCAUUCAUGUGAUCACUAGGUGGUGUGUUGUCCCCCCUUUCCCCUGCGGUGACAUUCCCAAAGAAAUCGGGCCUUGAGAAAAAAAUGCCUGGAAUGUUUGUAAAGCUUAUGUCAAUUUCACGAGCUCAGGAGAAGAAAGAGCGGCGACAAUGAGGGGUCACCCUGGUGAGAAUAAUGUCAUUACAUGUUACCCAGACGCGUACACGCCCGUCCCUAAAUGCUUUCUGUUCAAUGCUGCAGGGCGAGCCCAGGCUUUUUCCCAGAAUCAGCCUUCAUAUUUAUUACCUCCCCUUUAAAAUUCAUUUAAAGAGUGAAUAGAGCCCCCCAGUGACUUUAAUGGCACAAUUUAUAACUGACAUAAAAGCUUAAGGAAAACUUUAAGUUUCAUCUAAAAUUGAACUAGUCAUGGGGAUUUACAGUAUGGGAAAAGUGUCAUGCAGACAUUUCACCCCAAUCCCCUUUUGAGGGCUGCCUCAUGGGAGGGAGGGGGGUCUGGGUGUGAAAAGUUUGAGAGGAAUGGGAAGUGGGAUUUUGUUGGUCAUGUAUUACACUCCCAGGGCCCUGGGACUGGGGGAUGGUGUGGUGGCGGGGGUGCAGCUUGGGCCUGUGCCAACAUAGUCACUGUGCCAAAGCGCUGGGGAGCACUCCUCGCACCGCCGGCUCUGUGGGAAAAUCAAAAGCAGGUUGGUUCUUUUUGCUGCGCUGCCAACAAAGACGGUGUGUUGCAACUGUUUGCGAAAGAAUCUGUCGCAAACAUCUACCGGUAAUAAAAAGAUUUUCAGAAGUAGAAACAGUCACUUAAAAGUAUGACUAUACAGUGUUUUUUCAAUUAUAAAUGACAAAUUUGAAAGAAAAACCUGAAAAUGCAGUAAGUAGCAGACUCGGUCAAUAAAUGAUGAACAAUGUCUUCAUUUUAGGUGGUUGCAUGCGCAAAGGUUAAAUGUAAAACAUUGAUUAGGGGACCUAUGAUGAUUACAUUUAAAAAGACUUCCUUGUGGCCCAGAUAAAAGUUAUUGGAUUUGCUUUGGUGUAAAUCUUGCUAAACAGUCACUUUCAUAACCCGUUUUUUUAGUCUGUCUGCAUGAUGUUUGUUUCUGGAGGCGUUCCUAGAUUCCAAAUUAAACCACGUCCCACCCUCUUAAAGUACAAGUAGAUUGGAAAAACAAGUUUACUUUAUACGCUUGUUUCAUUGUAUCCAUUAAACCAUAUCCAAUUGCAUUUACAAUCCGCAAAAUAUGUGAAAAUCACAAAAUACCAUAAAUUUGGUCAGCCAUUUUUUAUAUUGUGCUCCAAAUAUCUUUGGUAAUUUCCGUAGAUUGUACGUCACUGGAGGAACGUUUCUGCCCUCUGACCAUAUUAUCAGAUCAGUCAUACUGGAAAAACGCAAAAAUUGGAAAGAGAUUUGCUAUUCAUCAUUCACAAUCCUUAUGUUAGACAUAAUCACAAAUGCUUGGCUAUUUUAUAUGCAUUCGAAAUCGUAAAUAAAUAGCGCACAAUUGAGUCAACAGAUUGAGGGUCCUCUAUUGCGGCCAUUAUACCCUCUAAAAAAUAUCCAACAAUAUUCCGUUUACAUGUCAUGACCUGAAAAUUAACCAAAUAUAAGUGAUAUUGUUAAUAUAGACUCCAACAAAGAUAGCAUUGAUAGCAGUGAGCAAAUGCUAGCUUACGCUGCUAUUAGUAACAUUUUGAUCUGGCAGAUGGUUUUGCUUUGUCUCAAACUUGCUAAAAGUAAAUUCUAGAUUACAAUUCAUGCAUCUCUAACCUAGCAGUAGACAAAUGUGGCCAUGGACCGAGAGGCUGGUCGAUUUUGACAUCCCCCAAGAUGGCAAAAAAUACACAAAAAGACGCUUGUUGUGGCAACUUUUUUUAACCCUUUGUGAGGAUUCUGAUUGAUUCUUCAUCAAAACGUAAAUAUGUGAGCGUCCUGUCAGUUGACAUCGCAUAUUUUGGUUUACUACUGUUGUUUUUUAUGCUUAGCACUAGCAAUGCUGCUGAUGCUAUAAUGUUUCAAUAAAGCUACAUCCGUAUAGCACUCUGCUUCUAAAAUGUAUAGCUCAUCCUCUUUGUGUUCGGGGCUCAAAAAUAUAAGGUUCUAGACCAUAAUCUUUUCCAAAGUAAUUGUUGUUGGCUCUCACAAAGUCUGCUUGAUCAGCAUUGUUGUUGAUGGGGAAGGAAUCUGUGGUUCCUCAAUGACUCUGAAAAUAUCUCCGUGAGUUUAAUACUAAUUUGAUAAUUUCUAUUUAUUACCAAAUUUCGGAAGUCUUUUGGUGUCAUAAAUCAGAUAUGAUAAUAGUUUUUCCAUUAUACUGGUACUUGUAAAGUAUCAUAAUGUAUCUUUUGAAACAUGCACAGUUUAGAUAUAUAUAUUUAAGUUAUCAAUGCUUUUUUUCCAAGAAAAAUUUCAAAUAACCUUAGUAAACAUUAUAUAUAUUCACCUGGUCACAACAUUAGAUACUUCUGCACACUCAUCUGUGAUAUUAUGCACAUGCCAAGAUUAGAUGAAAAUAAUACUUUAUCCCACCCCGAAGGGAAUAAGCGGUAGAAAAUGGAUGGAUGGAUGGAUAAUACUUUAUCCCACCUUUUUUGUGUUUCCUGCCUGAAAGCAGGCAACAUCACAACCAAAAUGCAUGAACCUUAUUAUUACUUGAUAGUUUGGCAUUGUUUAACAAGAGUAUCCAUCAUUGUAAUAUUUACAAGUCACAAAAGACCAAAUUCAUCAUAGGUCCUCUUUAAUGACGUCAUAACAGUAGUUUAUGUCCCGAGAACUUGUUUAUGAACACCCCACAUAACAAAAAUCUAUCUCCCUGACUUGUUUUCUCCAGUUUUGAGUUACGCAGAUCACAAAGGAAAGCUCUGUACAAAGUCAGGCUUCGUUACACAUCUUAAACCAAAGCCUGGAGCUCUGCCAGCUACUCAACAGCCAGCUAUUGACGAGGGAGCUCUGUGUGUGAUUUUCUUCAGUGAAAAGGUUACAUGAUGUUGCUGUAAAAAUGUGACCGUAAUGUUAGCACUGUAGCUAACACAGCUAAGCUAUUCCAUCUAUUGUUGUGUCUCAGUCAACAAGUUUUGUUGAAAUGUAGCAAACUUCAUCAAAUGUGUUCACAAGAAUUAAUUAAAAAUUGUUAUUAUAAAUUAUCAUACUUGUCCGGAAAAUGCUUUACUAUAUAUUUGCUCACCGAGUUCACUCUCCAAACAAAAUUGAGACCAAUAAUACUUGUUUGGAAUGGAAAUCUUACAACUCAUGAUUCAAUUCCAAUUCUUUGGGUGAUGAUUCGAUUCAGAAUCAAUUCUCAAUUCAACAUGAUUCUCGAUUCGAACUGAUUAUCACAAUAUAUUAUUUGGUAUGACCGUAAUAAAACCUUUCAAAACAGGUUACAGGUUAGAAAAGCCCCUCAUGGCUGCUGAUGUAUACGUAAGUACACAUAUUUAAUGGCUCUAAUUUUUCCAUCGACUUCUAAAUGCAGCUUAAGUUAUUUUAGGCAUGCGCUUACUCACAACAAAGAUGACUAAUUCAUGCUUAAAUAUUUAUUUAUACUGUAACGGUGCUGCUCAUUCAGCUGUUAAAAAAAUUAAAAUGACUAUUGAAAUGUUGUCCAUUUAAAAGAAAAAAGGCAAAUUGCUAAAAAAAACAAAAAAAACCUUGUGUAUAUAUUUAAAAAAAAAAAACUGUUAAAACAGCAGCAAUGAAGAACAAAAAAAUAAAACACAAAAUCUAGCUUCCUCAAAAAGAAAAUAAGCAUUUUGUGAUGUUUAAAAAGCUGUACACUGGUAUAUUGACUAUUGAUUAACUCCUGGCAGUUUAAGCACUCUGAUAGAUGUGUACAAUGUGUAGAAUUCUAUAUUUGACUAUUUCUUAAAAUGUUGGCUAUUUAAUAGAUUGUAUGUUUAAUUGGUGCUUGACUGUGUGCACGCGUACGUGCUUUGCCGUAAAAAACAAGGUCCACUUUGCAAAAUGAGCAAGGUAUUCAUGUUUUUUAACAAGAAUAAGAGGAAAUAUCCUCACACUUGACAUGUUAUCACUGGCAAUGUUUUUACGAGUCAACCAGUUGCGGCCGUAAAAACACAAUUAGAUAAGUAUAUGGCCUAAAGAACGUCUUUAUGAAAAUUGAGUGUGUGAAUGUGAGCGUGAAAGCUUUUCUGUCUAUCUGUGUUGACCUUACGACGAGGUACACCUUAAGCAGGAGUCGGCAACCCAAAAUGUUGAAAGAGUCAUAUUGGACCAAAAAUAAAAAAAUAAAAUCUGUCUGAAGCCGCAAAAAAUGUAAAGCCUUAUAUAAGUGUUAAAUUGAAGGCGACACAUGAUGUAAGUGUCUAUAUUAGCUAUAUUAGACUACUAUCAAAAUGACUGUGUUGCAGGCUGAUGCAAAUCUUCGUUGACAGAAAUGCCAUCCAUCCAUCCAUCUUCUUCCGCUUAUCCGAAAUGUUAUAAUGUAAUAUUUAUUCUACACAUUUUUACAACAUUGCAAAACAUUACUAAAACGGAGGCUUUUCUGAGGGUGUGAUAACUUCUGGAAAUGACUGGCUUAGAAUGGCCAAAGGUAAAGAUGUGUGUGUUCAAGUUGAAGGAAAGGGAAACUACAAAUAAAAUGAGCUCAAAUAUACCUAAAAUACGAGGCAUAAUGAUGCAUUAUGUACAUACAGCUAGCAUAAAUAGCAUGUUAGUAUCGAUUAGCUUGCAGUCAUGCAGUGACCAAAUAUGUCUGAUUAGCAUUCCACUCAAGUCAAUAACAUUAACAAAGCGCACCUUUUUGCAUUCACGCACAGUAUAAAACAUUUGAUGGACAAAUAGAGACAAAGAAGGAGUGGCAUAAAACACUUCUUUCUGUGGCCGCAUCAAGGAAAGUUGUACAUGCAAACAAACUACGGUGCGUUCAAUGACUUCCGAAAUCAGGACAAAAUGGGGCGCGCCAAAUACUCAUAUCAGUGAAGCAUGUUUAAUGUAAACGGUGGGAUUUCUUAACAAUUAAGAAGGUUUGUGUCAAGUGUGUCCUCCGACAGAAACCAUAUUAAAACAAAACUUUUUUUUUUUUCUCUCAUCCUUUUCCAUUUUCAUACAUUUUUAAAAAAGCUCCAGAGAGCCACUAGAGUGGCACUAAAGAGCCGCGCGUUGCCGACCCGCGAGCUAAAUGGACUAGCGGUAAAAAAUGGAUGGAUGUAUGAAUUCCUAAGAAAAAUAAUUCGUUUUUUUUUAUGGAUUUUUUUAAAAUUAUGAAUAGAUUUAGAAUUUGAAUAAAUAAGAUGCAGAUUUAUUUUUUCAGCACCCCAAAUAUUUAAUUCUAGGACACAAAGCAAACUUUUCUUACCAUAAGGCUACUUCUUCUGGCUGUCCCGUUCCCAUAAACUACCACAGUGGCUCACUUUUGCCUCCUGUGGACAAAAGGGGAAUUGAUGUACCGAUGCUAAUAUGGACAGUACUGUAUAUGUCUUAAGUUCAUUUAUUUGGGCAAUCAGUGUUCAUGAAAAUACAUCACAAGUGAAGCCUAUAAUCAGCGUGACACAGCCAGUUAGCAUUGCAUGCUAACUUCCUAUUAUUCUCCCUUGAUUUGUUGAGUUGUGGACACUUUGUGCACAGAUUUGUUUUGUGGCCAAAAAAAAAAAAAAAGGUAUGAAUGUGUCAUCCUGUGGAUGGGAAGCGCUGGAGAGGAAGUUCCUCACAUGUCCUGCAAUGGGCCGCUCGUCAAGAGGCCCUUUGUUUUAGGAGGUUAAUGCCUAAUUGAUGAGAACAGGCUUGUGUGCGCAGUGUGUGUGUGUGCGUGUAUCUGUGUGUGUGAGCCGGCGGCUGGACGAGCUGGCCAUAAUUGGAACGGACAAGGCUUGUGUGCCGGAGUGCACUGGGAAGAGAUUUAUGGGAAUGCAAGGAACGGCAGUGGGAAUGAGGAAGAAAAGGUGACAAUGAGAAGGGAGAAUGUGAGGGGAGUGGGAAUUUGGCGACGAUAGUGUUGCGAUAUCAUGAGAACUAAGUUGUUAACAAUGGAAAAUGGACAGGAAGUGUUACGAAGACACCACAUGUACUACUUUACUGCUAAUGCAUGUUGGGGCUUGAUAGUAAUUAUACUUGACUAAAUGCAAAGCUUUGCAAUACUGACGAACUGUCAUUUUGCGGGACACCUGUCUAUUUUUUUCUGACAAGUUGUCUUUUGCCAGACUAUUUAUGUGGAGGUCCCCAUCUCCUCUCCAGACAAGCUUUCAGCACCAAGGCUGGAGAGGCAUUAAUAGGGUGGGGGGUAGAGAGGGGGUUGCCUGCACUUCAGAAAACCUUGAAGAAUUGGGCCUGAAAGCAAGAGACAUUCUGGGUGGCUGCAUGAAGGAGGAAAAAAAAGAAAAGAAAUAAUGACAAGUAAAAUUCAAAAAAACCGGGGAGCUGGUGUGCAUAUUAAGUGAAGAGAAGGUUUGGGAGAAAAAUGAACGUGAGGCUUGACUGGGAUGAAAAGUAAAGAGGGGAGAGAGAAUUUAGGGUGAGAAAAGAAAAGCAGAGGUACAGUAAGGGUGAGAAAGACAGGGGUGGGAUGGACCAGAGCGAGUGAGAAUGAGGCUGAGGGAAGGAGGAGAGAGACCCCUCUGCUUUCCCACACUCCGGUCCGUUCCCACACUGGACCUGCCUAAUCCCUGUCUUAAUUGGGGGAGAAUUCCAGCGCACAUGUUCGCCUCGGCUGAGCGAAGGCUGGCAGACUGGCUUUAUAGCUGGGUGGUGUGUGACAUGCACACAGUGAGCACUUUGCUGCAGUGUAAACAUGUAUGUGACUCUAAGCAUGUCUCCCUUGGAAAUGUAUUCAAAACUAGCACACUAGGUAUUGACUUCCUUUCAGUACAAGUAGACAGCUCUACUCUAGUUUUGCAUUGGCCACAUACACACACUGUUUCAGGACUAGGUCUACGAUAGAACUGUAUUUGUACUGUAAAAGUAUUUGCACAAUUAAGUUAAGCCAUAUUGACAUUGUGCAUUGGAUUGGUCGACUUCUAAUUUACUCAACAUGUGAAAACCAGACAUUGAAAUAAUCUGUUUCAGUGUCAAACUGUCCCCCUCAUGAAACCUUUUCUAAUUGUAUAAACAAUGUGUUAAGGAACAUGUUAAUGUUUCUAAAACAACAUAAACAAGACUAACUGUUUAAUGACUUAAAUCAGUGGUUCUCAAACUUUCUUCACCAGGUAUCACCUCAGAAAGAACUUGGCAUUCUUGGCUCUCCAAGUACCACCAUAAUGACCAACAUUAAAAUACAGUAGCGUAGUAGGCCUAAGUGUUCAUUAAAACGAGGCAAAGGUUUUAUUUAAGAAAUAUAUUUAAUAUUUUUGGUCAAUGUAAUAUUACAGUGUUUGAACAGUAACACUGUGUUUGAAUAUAGCAAAAUAAAACAUUGGACUGAAAUCAAGCGAUUA